AUUAAUUGAAAUUCGUCAAUUCACUCCUAAACCUAGAAUCUCACACUGUUAAAAGACUUCCCAAAACUUUUUCGUUCCGUUUCUCUGCAAUUUCUCAGCAACCAAACACAUAUAAAACGUUAGAUUACAGAUGGUGGAACCGGAUAUUGACAACAAGCGCUGUGGAAACCGAUGGAAUUGGGCAAUUGGUGCUCUCAUCGCGAUAUCCUUCGCAAUUGCACUUGCUUCGAGGAAUUUUCCGACUAUUUCUAUGCUCAAUCGACAUAACAGACCUUGUCAGUGUGCUGAGGACGCACAUAGAUAUAAAGGGACAGUGGAGGAUUGUUGUUGUGAUUACGAGACUGUAGACCAUCUUAAUCAGGAAGUUUUGCGUCCAUUGCUCGAAGAGCUUGUGAAAACCCCAUUUUUCCGAUACUUCAAGGUUAAGCUAUGGUGUGAUUGCCUUUUCUGGCCUGAGGAUGGUAUGUGUCGUUUGAGGGACUGCAGUGUCUGUGAAUGCCCAGAAAAAGAGUUUCCUGAACCAUUUAAGAAGCCCUUCAGGAAUGGCCUUUCAUCGGAUGAUCUUAUUUGUCAAGAGGGAAAGCCGGAGGCUUCUGUUGACCGUACUAUUGAUAGUAAAGCUUUCAGAGGGUGGAUAGUAGUAGACAACCCAUGGACAUAUGAUGACGAGACAGACAAUGCUGAGAUGACAUAUGUAAAUCUUCAACUGAAUCCUGAACGCUAUACUGGCUAUACUGGUCCAUCUGCCAGAAGAAUAUGGGAUGCUGUUUACACAGAGAACUGUCCCAAAUAUGGAUCAGAAGAGCUUUGUCAAGAGGAAAGAAUAUUGUACAAAUUGAUAUCAGGUCUUCACUCCUCCAUUUCAAUUCACAUAGCCGCUGAUUAUCUACUUGAUGAAGCUACAAACCUGCAUCUCCAUGUGGGGGUAAGUGCAUUGAUGGACUGUGUGGGAUGUGAAAAAUGUCGUCUUUGGGGAAAGCUUCAGGUUCUUGGUCUCGGUACUGCAUUGAAAAUCCUCUUCUCUGUUAAUGGCCAGGACCACUUUGGACAGACUUUGGAAUUGCAACGAAAUGAAGUGAUUGCUAUGAUGAACCUGCUCAAUCGGCUCUCAGAAUCUGUUAACUAUGUCCAUGAGAUGGGGCCCUCUGUCGAAAGAAUCAUUGGAGGAGAAAUUUCCAUGCCUAGCGAUCGAAGAACUGUUCAAUAG
This is a messenger RNA of Ilex paraguariensis (yerba mate), 1207 nucleotides long. The record is from the annotation of a GenBank genome assembly. NCBI's taxonomy places the organism in Eukaryota, Viridiplantae, Streptophyta, Magnoliopsida, Aquifoliales, Aquifoliaceae.